Messenger RNA from Phycodurus eques (leafy seadragon), 3316 nucleotides. RefSeq names its product leucine rich repeat containing 58b (gene lrrc58b). The transcript is spliced from 4 exons. Lineage: Eukaryota; Metazoa; Chordata; Actinopteri; Syngnathiformes; Syngnathidae. Bases 381 to 1442 code for a protein of 353 amino acids. The record is from RefSeq and is a predicted model, not a curated record. Gene Ontology annotation, molecular function: protein binding.
AAUGUGUGUGUGAAUGUGAGGCUUUGUAAAGCGCUUUGGGCACUGUGAUGAUGUAGAUAAAGCCCUAUAUAAGUGGAGUCCAUUCCCAUUUAUUUUUCCUAAGAUAUCAAAUAAAGUAAUUUUUUAAUGUAUGUAUGUAUUUAAUGUAUUUCAAGAUUCAAAUUAACUUUGCUGGUUGCAUUCCUAAACCGAAGAGCACUGACGUCCAUAUUAUUGGGAAGCUUUUAUUUUGAAGGUGGCUUCGCCGCGAGUUGGCGACCUACUACCGUAAUGCCUAGUAUGAACAAAACUCGGGGCGGCUGACUUGACUGCUACUUUUGGAGUGGAGGCUGGCUUGACCGCAGUGGGGCUUUGGGGGGGUUGAAGGAAUCACCCCCAAAAUGGAGCUCGGCGACGGAGCAGCGGUGGGGAACGACGGCUCGCUCGACUUCUCCCACUCGAACUUGAACAUUUUCACCACGUGCUGCGUCAGCGACGAGAAGAAAAGAGACACCAAACACCUCUACCUGAACAACAACCGGCUGUGCUCGGUGCCCUCUUCGGUGACCCACUUCGCCAACCUCCAGUUGCUGGAAAUCAGCAACAACAACCUGUCGGCCAUCGGCGAGGACAUCACGCGGCUAGCUCAUCUCAGGACGCUCGUAGCCAAGAACAACCUCCUGAACGAGUUCUCACUGCCCAAGGGCUUCUGCUCCAUGCAGCUGGAGGUGUUGAACUUCAGCGGGAACUGCUUCGAAGAGAUCCCGCUGCAGUGCACCAAGCUCCGGCGUCUUCAGUCACUAUCACUCGGCGGAAACCGACUGAAAAGUAUCCCCGCCGAGAUUGAAAACCUAACCAGUCUGGAAAUGUUGUAUCUGGGUGGCAACUUCAUCUCGGCCAUUCCCGCUGAGGUUGCAAACUUGCCCUACCUGAGCUACUUGGUGCUGUGUGACAACCGCAUUCAAAGCGUCCCGCCGCAGCUCACCCGGCUCCGCUCGUUGCGCUCGCUGAGCCUCCACAACAACCUGCUGACGUACCUGCCCCGGGAGAUCGUGAGCCUGGUGCACCUGCAGGAGCUCAGCCUCCGCGGGAACCCGCUGGUGGUGCGCUUCGUCAGGGAGCUGAUGUACGACCCCCCCUCGCUGCUGGAGCUGGCUGGGCGCACCAUCAAGAGCAGAAAUGUCCCCUACUCGCCGCCAGACUUGCCCUCCCACCUGGUCAAGUACUUGAACCUGGCCAGCAAGUGCCCCAACCCCAAAUGUGCCGGCGUCUACUUCGACUCGUGCGUGCGCCACAUCAAGUUCGUGGACUUCUGCGGCAAGUACCGGCUGCCGCUCAUGCACUACCUGUGCUCGCCCGAGUGCACCACAUCGCCAUGCAACUCCAACCCGCAGAGCGACGCCGAGUCGGAGGACGAGAACAGCGUGCCCGCCGACCGCCUCCUGAGGGUGCUGCUGGGCUAGGACCGUACCGCCUCCAUUGUGCAGCCCCUUCAUGUGCGCGUUUACGCACAAUUUCUACUUCUAGUAUACACAUCUAGUGUAGAUUUAAAGGGAACAUAUAGUGCAUUGUUUUCACAAUUUAAAACAAUUCCGUUGUCUCUUAAUUAGGGCCUGACCGAUAUGGAAUUUUCUUUCAGGCCGAUUUCAAUAUUUGGCAGAGUGCCAUUCCAAUAACCGAUUCAUCGGGUGAUUCAUUUGAAAAAUAUGUAAUAAAUAAACUAAUUUCUAUUUUGGUCCCUUAACGGCUCCAACAAUAAAGAUAUGAAUUACAGGUAGAACAUUUGACUGAAUUUACUGAAUUUGGCUGCCCUUUAGUAAUUACUUAACGUCACAAUAAUUUUUAUCUUUUUUUUUGAAUGUCAUUGUGUUUAUCUUUUGUUGUGAUGUGUUUUUUUGGAAAAAAAAUAUAUAUAAAAAAAAAAAAUAGGCCGAUUUGAAUAGGGUUACUAUUGGCAUAAUAAAUCGGUUGGUCGAUUAAUCGGUCAGGCCCAAGUCUUAAUCGCAGGCCUUUGAGUUGCUUUUUUCAAAAUACCCCAAGGAUUCACCACAAAUUUGAAUAGACCAUUUCUCUCAUGCAAGUGAAUUUGAAAUCAGAAGUGAGAAGAAAUUAUGCUUGUAAAAUUGGCUGAAGUUGCGGGGGGGGGGGGGGGGGGGGUGGAAAUCAGGUCAGAUUGUCAGGCAAAAACAUUUUUUUUGCAAGAAACAUGAGGUCGACUAUUUGGUUUAGUAAAAAUAAAUGGGCCGGAUUUGUCCCCUGGGCCUUGAGUUUGAAACACUUUAUGUAGUUUUACCCUGGCACGUAAAAGAUUUACUUAGUCGUGUAGUUUCGCACUUGAUGGGCGGGCAGGCAGUCCACACAACAAUGAAUCACCACAAGCACUUAAAAAGUUUAUUUCCCAUAAUAUGUCCUCUUAAAAUUCUAUUGGGUGAUCUCAGCAGGUUGCAAAUUUUUCGGCAAACGCUCGUAAAUGAAAUGUGCCGCUUAUCUGACUUUCAUGACAUUAUAAACGAAAAUGUGUUCUGUUCGAGGAUGCUUACAUUACAUACUGAUGCAAUCAUUUUAAAUCAGAAUUUCUACUUUAUGAGAGCUAAAAUGUAUCGUAGCCUUAACAGGGAGCUUUUAAAAUCUCCUGCGUUACAAUGUUAGACGUGCGACUGUUACAGUGGCACCUAAACCACAAUACUAAUACCGUCUUUCUAAUGUCUUUUCAAUACCGUUGUCCAGCAAUGUAAUAUAUGCACCCUGAAAUGUGACAAGAUUACUAGGAAUAAUUUUUUAUUUUCGUAUUAUCACAGAAAAUGUAUGUCUAACCUUUUUUCAGAACUGCUUUUAUACCAAUCAUCAUUUGACAAAAAUAAAUGAACUCUACUUAUUUAAUUAACCUGGAGUGUAGCUUGUACUUAAACAGAAAAUGUAUGUACAGUACUUUAAUUUGAUUAUGAUAACAACAAUAAAAGACAUGUUUACUUGUUUAUUCAAGUUUAAAACUGGUGUUGAUGUUAUUCUGAUUUAGAAUCAAUAGUUGCUGCAGGAGUGUGUGUAUGUGUUUGUGGAACGCGGAUCAGAUUUUAUUGGGAUCAUAAACAACAAAUGUUUACAUUUCUGAAAUUUUAAUGAAAAAUUCCUUUAUAAAUGAAUUGUGAUUCAAAAAGAUAGUUUUGCUGCCUGUUUGUUUUGUCUUUUAUGGGACUUGCACAGUAGUGUCUUGUUUUAGCCUGAUGAAAAUCUGUCAUCUGCAGUUGAGGACCAGUCUCCCUCUUUAACAUAAUAUCAUUCUCUGGGUUCCACUUCAUGUACAAACGACCAAUAAAAACAUGUUUAAUAACGGCGUGUU